This is a messenger RNA of Dujonia railenensis, 852 nucleotides long. The record is from the annotation of a GenBank genome assembly. NCBI's taxonomy places the organism in Eukaryota, Fungi, Ascomycota, Pichiomycetes, Serinales, Debaryomycetaceae.
AUGGUACGGAAUAGAACAUCACCUAUCUGGAACUUAGAGUCCAAGAUGCUGUAUGGUAAGAUUCUCAUAAUAUCAAUGCUUCUCAUUUCUCGUGCUGUACUGAUGUCGAUUGGAAUGGCAAACAACUGCCUUGAAGAUAUUAACAAAAGAGGAUUAGAAGACAUCAACGUUCUUCAGAUAUCUACACCAUUUGGUGAUAUCUUAACAACAGAAACAGAUGAUGAUGCUUUGGAUUAUGUGGAGGCAAUGUAUUUGAAUGGUUUGUCAUUAGAUGGAGUAAAAAUUCAAGCUAACAACACAGGAUAUAUCAUUGAAGAUAUAACAGUCGCAGCUGACCCUUCCAGUGAUACCACUGAUUUGAGUGGAUUGUACAAAAGAUGGUCUUGUUCCAGUGCACCCUUGGGAACAUAUUUCACUCAGAGACAAACAGUAAAUAAAGGGUAUUACUUGUCUAAUUUGACUCAAGCUUCCGGUUGCCUUUAUAGCCUGUCUGUUGCAAUUGGGGGGUCAGUACUGUGGGAUACGGAAGUCACUCAAUCCAUUGAUAAAGGGUUUGAUGGUAAAACAGCGCACCAGAAUGCAAAGACGAGUUACGGUUAUACCUUGAAAAAGAAAGUCUCGCUUCACGGGAAAUAUGAAUGUAAUGUCCCUGAAUAUGAAAAAGGAGCACUAUUUGCACAGUCUACUAUGUAUUGGGCAGAUCAGAAGAAGCAGAAGUGUGUAAGGCGGUACUAUGGUAAACAUGGGUGCAAAUGUGGAGAUUGGUCUCCUAAAAUACACGGGGUUGUGCCAGUUAGUAACGUGCUGCCUAAAAUACAGUGUGUAAUUGGAAGCGAUUCUGGCUGCAGUUGA